AUGUGGAUUCUACCUCUCGUCGGCUACUUGGGCUCCAUCGUGGGCUUCUGCUUCCUGACCCUGGCAAUCGCUUCGGGUCUGUACUACCUCUCCGAGCUCGUCGAAGAGCAUACCGUGAUUGCGAAGCGCUUUCUCACGAGGCUUAUUUACUCGAUUAUGGUCCUGCAGCUCGUGCUCUGCGUCGUCGACCGUUUCCCCUUCAAGUUGACUCUCAUGGGCAUCGUCUCCCACGUCAUAUACCUCGGCAACAUGCGCCGGUUCCCCUUCGUUAGGCUGACUGACCCUCUGUUCCUGGCGUCUUGCGUCCUGGUGCUGGUCAACCACUACCUCUGGUUCCGCCACUUCUCCGCCGCGCAACAGCGAUCCUACUCCAACAUGCACUCCUACUACGACCAGCCCGACAUCCCGACCUUCACCGAGAUCGCGUCCUACUUCGGCCUCUGCGUCUGGAUGGUCCCCUUCGCGCUCUUCGUGAGCCUGUCCGCGAGCGACAACGUGCUGCCGACGAUGGGCAGCGAGGACCCCCUGCGGGACUCGUCCGGCAAGAACAAGCGCCAGGGCUUCGUCAAGUCCGUGGUCGACACCGUGCUCGAGGCGAUUGGGGGGUUAUUUAGAGCUGUUGGAUGGGAGAGGAGUUGA
Molecule: messenger RNA, 639 nt
Organism: Colletotrichum karsti
Lineage: Eukaryota; Fungi; Ascomycota; Sordariomycetes; Glomerellales; Glomerellaceae
Product: duf396 domain protein
Exons: 3
Coding region: 1-639 (212 amino acids)
Biological process (GO): endoplasmic reticulum to Golgi vesicle-mediated transport
Cellular component (GO): COPII-coated ER to Golgi transport vesicle; endoplasmic reticulum membrane; Golgi membrane
Molecular function (GO): COPII receptor activity
Source: RefSeq, a predicted model, not a curated record